Phycomyces blakesleeanus NRRL 1555(-) is the source of this 1014-nucleotide messenger RNA. RefSeq lists its product as hypothetical. Gene Ontology annotation, cellular component: fungal-type vacuole membrane; endosome; trans-Golgi network. Gene Ontology annotation, biological process: phosphatidylinositol phosphate biosynthetic process; Golgi organization; endosome organization. The record is from RefSeq and is a predicted model, not a curated record. Lineage: Eukaryota; Fungi; Mucoromycota; Mucoromycetes; Mucorales; Phycomycetaceae. Gene Ontology annotation, molecular function: 1-phosphatidylinositol 4-kinase activity. The transcript is spliced from 2 exons. The annotation marks the transcript as partial.
GAGGAAUUUUCAAGUCUAGUGGAAUCUGUCAGAAUAGCCAUUGAUGGUGGAAUCCAGCCGACACGUAUCAGCCAAGGCUCAAGUGGAUCAUACUUCAGCCGCAAUAAACAGGGGAAAAUUGUGGGUGUAUUUAAGCCAAAGAACGAAGAGCCCUAUGGACAGCUGAAUCCAAAGUGGACCAAGUGGAUACACAGGCAUCUCUUUCCGUGCUUUUUUGGUAGAAGCUGCCUUAUUCCCAAUCUCGGCUACUUAUCCGAAGCAGCAUCAUCCCUCAUGGACCGCAGACUAGGCACUUUUAUUGUACCAAGUACAGAUGUUGUUCACCUUGCCUCACCUGCAUUUCACUACGACUAUCUCGAUCGACGAUCGAGCACUAGGCCUCCUAAAAUCGGUAGCUUCCAAUGUUUUUUGCAUGGCUAUAAAGACGCAACUCUUUUUCUCAAAGACCACCCUCUCAACCCAGACCCUUCUCCAAAGGAUUUGGAAGCAGGCAAAAAACAGCAGGAAUCCACGCGGUUCAAAUGGACUCCUCGGUUGCAAGAACAGUUUAAGCGUGAGUUUGAGCAAUUGGUGAUUCUGGACUAUUUGAUUCGCAACACAGAUCGUGGACUAGACAACUGGAUGAUCAAAUAUUGCCCCAACCCCCCUCACUUGCAUGUCGCUGCUAUUGAUAAUGGACUCGCGUUCCCCUUUAAGCAUCCUGACCAAUGGCGAUCCUACCCUUAUGGCUGGCUGGCCCUGCCAGACUAUCUCGUCUCCAGACCUUUCUCUUCUGCUACUCGUCGCCAAUUUCUACCUCUCUUGACAGAUCCUGUAUGGUGGUGUGAGACCAUCAAGGAACUCAAGGCUAUGUUUAUGCUCGAUUCAGACUUUGACGAACGCAUGUUUGCUAACCAGAUGGCGGUUCUAAAAGGUCAAGGUUACAAUAUUGUCCGAGCUCUCAAGGAUCCUUCUGGAUCACCCCUCGACCUUGUUGCUCUUGAGAGAAUUGUGAUUCCUAUGGACGAAAUUCUC